GUGAGGUGUCGCUGGGAAAGCCCACCGAGGUAACAACAACUGCUGCUUGGGGGACGGAUCCUCUACCUCGUGAAGGAAUGGACAGUGUGAAGGCGUUGGCAGUGCAAAAUCCUGAUCCACGUGGUUCGCUUGUGUCGCCCAAGUGUGGAGCUAUGCUACAUGUGGGCCAAGUGAUGCAGAUGGGUGUGGAGCUACCAUAUAACAGUGUGUGGGCUAAGACGGAGCCAACUCCGACACCCAAUGGGUGGUAUGAGCGCAACCCGAAUUUCACGCCUGAUACUCAAGACUAUCUGAGUAAGCUUGUGGCAGACAAAAAUUUCGCAGUGGGAGAUACGCACACAGUGAGCACGACAGGUAAGGAUCGCGAACAUUUCGUGCAAUAUCACUACGACCAGCGAACUAUUAUCAUCGAGUUGGUGAGUCGUGAGACUCCUGACGUCACUGAAGAUGACGUCGAAGCGGAUGCGGCACCGCAAAAAGCUGGUAGUGGCGCAUGGUGUGAGGCUACGCUCAAGGUGACGAUCCGACUGGACGAUGGCGGUACAGCAUAUAGUUACGCUGUCAAGCUGUAUCGCAAUACGUUGAAGAACUCGCCGCUUGCUGAAGGUUUUACGUUGGUUGAGCCGGCAUUAUCGGAGUAUGCUGAGCUGGUGGUGUACAAGGAAGCUCAGGCGCGUAUCCGCUACGUCGUCGAAGUGGAGACGGUGUGAGUUUGGGUACU
Phytophthora infestans T30-4 is the source of this 721-nucleotide messenger RNA. RefSeq lists its product as uncharacterized. The record is from RefSeq and is a predicted model, not a curated record. The transcript has a single exon. Lineage: Eukaryota; Oomycota; Peronosporomycetes; Peronosporales; Peronosporaceae. Bases 78 to 710 code for a protein of 210 amino acids.